AUAAUCCGGCACUGACUGAAACCAUUUUUCGUAUCGAUAAUUGUCAACCGCAUUAGCGCUUGUGAAGAGUAGAAACAGAUGUACAGAUAUACUGAACAUUGUGAAAAUGUGUCCGAUUAAAUAGUAAUUUAUUACGUACGCAAAUGACGCAAUUUUUCUCUUUCUCAGUUUGCACACCUUUUCAAAAAAACAACAUGUAGAUACCUAGUGUGCAAACAACGCAUACAAAUUACGUACAAUCGUAACGACUGUUUUUCUUUUGUGAUGAGUGACAAGUGUGUAUUUGCUACGCAGCACUGUGCUGCAUAGUAUCAAACAUUCACAAUAUAAAAUAAAAAUGUCAGAAAACGCCGAAUGAUGCCAGAAAUGAAUGUUGGUUUUGAUAUAUCGUUUUGGAUUGUUGGUCGUUAUCAAAACUGUCUUACUUUGUGCGUCAACAGUGAAAGAUUCCAGCGAGUUCGAUAAAUUAUUCGUUCUAACGGAUAAUUUGUCAAUUUAUGACCGGACGGUUUUGUGUGCAUCAGAAUUCCUUGGAACAGCUAUUUUGGUAUACGUUGGAUGCAUGGGAUGUGUAACUUUCGGAAAUGCACCCAAUCAUCUUGCCGUAUCGAUAUGCUUUGGUUGUGGUGUGAUGCUUGCCAUUCAAUGUGUUGCACAUAUAUCUGGGGCACACAUUAAUCCAGUGGUUACAAUAGCGUCAGCUAUUUUAGGAAAUUUACCUCUAAUCGAAGUUCCUGUUUAUUUUGUUGGACAAUUUAUUGGGGCAAUCGCAGGGUUCGGAGCCUUAAAGGCGACAACUCCUUCAGAAUUCAUAAAAGUAUUUAUUAAUAAUACCGAACCUGUACCGGGAAUAUGUUCACCUGUAGUGUCACCAAAUGUAAGCUCAUUUCAUGGCUUUUUAUCUGAAUUCUUCGCAACUUUAAUACUAAUAUUACUCUGCUGUUCCGUCUGGGACCCAAGAAACAGUACAAAACAUGACUCGGUACCUAUCAAGUUUGGACUAGCGAUUGUGGCAUUGGCCUUAUCCGCGGGACCGUAUUCAGGAGCUCAUUUGAAUCCUGCCAGAAGUUUAGCACCUGCCUUAUGGAAUGGAGAUUGGAAAGAUCACUGGGUGUACUGGCUAGGCCCCACAUUGGCAGCAAUUUUUGGAGCAGCAACAUAUAGAUUUUUCUUUUCCUUCCAGCAAGACGAAAAGCCAAAUAGCAUUGCCGAAACAAUUCCACUAAAUGAUAAGCCUUAAAUUAAUAUUCCAGUCUAUUCUAUUGUUUUCUAAGUACUUUGUUAUUGACUUUUUACAUCUUGUUUAAUAAACAUAGUUGUGUUUUUUA
Agrilus planipennis (emerald ash borer) is the source of this 1328-nucleotide messenger RNA. Its product is annotated as aquaporin AQPAe.a. The transcript has 6 exons. Gene Ontology annotation, biological process: transmembrane transport. The coding region runs from base 371 to 1240 and encodes 289 amino acids. Lineage: Eukaryota; Metazoa; Arthropoda; Insecta; Coleoptera; Buprestidae. Gene Ontology annotation, cellular component: plasma membrane. The record is from RefSeq and is a predicted model, not a curated record. Gene Ontology annotation, molecular function: water channel activity.